Molecule: messenger RNA, 1398 nt
Organism: Scaptodrosophila lebanonensis
Lineage: Eukaryota; Metazoa; Arthropoda; Insecta; Diptera; Drosophilidae
Product: WD repeat-containing protein 82
Exons: 3
Coding region: 4-1308 (434 amino acids)
Cellular component (GO): Set1C/COMPASS complex
Molecular function (GO): protein binding; chromatin binding
Source: RefSeq, a predicted model, not a curated record
AAAAUGCGCAUCAAUUUGAACGAUGCUGCCAUGCGGGAGUUUCGUGUGGGCAAACUUUUUCAGGAGACCGAUCAGCACAAAAGCUCGCUGGACUUCUCCAGUGAUGGGUCGCGUCUGCUCGUCUGCGACAUCGACGCUCUCACGCUCUAUAAUUGCAUGCGUCCGGAACAGCUGUUCCAAAUAUCGAUGAAGAGCUAUCAGCCCGAGGUGGCGCGUUUUACACCGAACUCGGAUCGUGUGCUGCACAGUGCCGGCAAGCUGGAUGGUAGCAUACGCUGCCUGGAUCUGAACACUGGCGUCCACUUGCGUCUAUUCAGCGGGCAUGUGGAUAAGGUGAAUGCAUUACGCUUUCAGCCGAACUGUGAAUAUCACUUCAUGAGCGCUGGAUAUGAUAAUCAGAUAUUGUUGUGGGACAUUCGCACUCACACUUAUACGCACCAGUUUUCAAAUCUGCGACGACCGCUGUUGGCUUACGAUCCCGCCGGUCUAGUCUUUGCCGUAAGCUCGGGAACGGAGCGAAUAGAUCUGCAUGAUGUCCGAAUGCUGAACGAGCUGCCUUGCCUGAGUUUCAAGUAUAGUUCCAAUAAGCUGGCCAACUGGACACAGAUGCAGUUUUCGCCCGAUGGUCGGUCGUUACUUCUAGCAACCGAUCAUUCCUGGUGCUUCAGUGUGGACGCCUUCGAUGGACACUUUCGCCAGGCCUACACGGGCUAUGCGAACGAGAAGCGUUUGGAUUUGCAGGUGUGUUAUACUCCCGAUUCGAAGUUUGUUUUAUCGGGCGCCGAUGCCGGGCGGGUGCACGUCUGGCGUGCUUCCGAUGGCGAACAGCUGGCGGUACUAAAAGGCAACAAUGCGGGUCCCAUACGUUGUCUUUGCUUCAAUCCGCGCUACCUGAUGUUCGUUAGCUCCGACCUGUUGACAUUGUUUUGGGUCCUCAAUCCAUUGGGAGACUAUGAAGUGGUGCUGAAGUCGAACGCAUUGUACAAGCCGCAACCAUUGGUAAAUGGACCACAGACGAAUCCGAUGAUCGGCACAGGUAACUAUGAACUGGAGGAGGGUGAAAUUGAUGAGGAAUAUGAGAUGGAAUAUGAGGAAAUACUGCCCCAAAAAGCUGAGAGAGAGAACGUGGUGCCAUGGCAGUUCAUGGCGCCACUGCCCGUAUUCGAAUCACCUGUCAUUGUUGGGGAAACCGCCGAUGAUGAUGAUUUGGAAGAGGGCGAGCUUAGUGAUAACAAUGAUGAAGAUCAACAGUGUGAAAUUGUUAAAAACCAGUUGAAGAAAAUGGAGAUUUCAGAUAAGGGACGCUGAUCUAGCUCGUUCACUGAGCGUUUAAAGAGCUUUUAAUAUGAGAUUAUUGUUGUUUUUAAAGUAUCAUAAUAGAGUGUCUAUUCAUACUAA